Molecule: messenger RNA, 2553 nt
Organism: Cantharellus anzutake
Lineage: Eukaryota; Fungi; Basidiomycota; Agaricomycetes; Cantharellales; Hydnaceae
Product: translation initiation factor eIF-3b
Exons: 9
Coding region: 86-2341 (751 amino acids)
Biological process (GO): translational initiation
Cellular component (GO): eukaryotic translation initiation factor 3 complex
Molecular function (GO): translation initiation factor activity; RNA binding; translation initiation factor binding
Source: RefSeq, a predicted model, not a curated record
CGUGAUCUUUGACCGCUAGACAUAAUUUUCGCGUCCUGUCUUCACAGUCCCACCUGCUAUUAUCUUUUGACAAAAUCCGUACAGCAUGACGCAACCGAAUGGUAUCCAUCCUCCGUACGAAAACAUCGAUGACCCAAUUGAUUAUUCUGACAUUGAGGCCAAGUACCAGGUCUCAUUUGAAGAAGGGUUUGAUGCCGUUGUCGUUAUUGACAAUCUCCCGAUUGUUGAUCCGUCGCGUAAAGACAAAUUGCUCCAAGUCAUAAAUAAGCACUUGAAGAAAUGUGGUUCUCCUAAGCCAGAUAAUGUCUUUAUGCCUUGGGAUGAUGCGAAGAACCAAUCGAAAGGGUACGCCUUCUUCGAGUUCUCCUCAGGAGAUGAAGCGAACAUUUGCCUGUCGACUGUCCACGGAUCCCAUUUCGACAAAUCACAUCAAUUUCUCGUAAAUCGCUUCACCGACAUUGAAAAAUUUGCUGCUCUUGAUGAAACCUACGUAAAACCAAUUAUUGAUGAAUACAAACCAAAGGAGCAUUUACGGUCAUGGCUUGCUGAUCCUCAGGGAAGGGACCAAUAUGUGACCUACCGUGACCUCGCUGUCACUGUAUUUUGGUAUGGUAAACCGAAUGUGUCUGAAGUUGUGCUUGAGCGAGAUGUCUGGACGGAGUUGUACUGCCAAUGGUCUCCUCAAGGCACUUAUCUCACCACUAUUCACCGCCAAGGUGUCCAAUUGUGGGGUGGCAGCUCCUGGUCCCCGAUAACGCGUGUCGUCCAUCCAUUCAUUAAACUCGUUGCCUUCUCCCCGAAUGAGAAUUACUUGGUUACAUGGUCCCCAGAACCGAUCACAGUGGGCAGCGUCACAGGUGCUGGUGAUAAAAGGCAGGCCACACAAUUCACAGAAGAUGACGAAGGGAACCAAAUUGCUGUUUGGGAUAUCAAGACUGGGCAGUUGCUCCGAACGUUUCUUCCUACAUCACCUAGACUUGCUGAGGAAGAUCCCGCAGCGAAUGCUGGUGCUGAAAAGCGCCGCCAAAUCCUUUGGCCAGCCCUUAAAUGGAGCGGCGAUGAUAAGUACGUGGCCCGUGUCACCCCAGGGUCUCAGAUCAGCGUGUACGAGCUGCCUGGUAUGGGCCUUGUCGACAAAAAGAGUUUGAAAAUCGAAGGUGUCAUCGAUUUUGAGUGGGCUCCUAUUGGUGAAAAGGAUCGCGAGGUGGGAGAGAAACAGUCAUCGAAAACGGCUUCAAAGAAGCCGCGAGAGAACAUACUCGCUUAUUGGACUCCAGAGAUGGAAAGUCAACCGGCUCGUGUGUCGCUGAUGGCGUUCCCAAGUCGGACAGUCCUUCGUGUCAAGAACCUAAUAAAUGUGUUUGAUGCAAAAUUCUACUGGCAAAGUGGGGGUGACUUCUUAUGCGUUAGGAUUGAUCGACAUUCCAAGACAAAAAAGACAGUCUUCAGCAGCCUCGAGAUUUUCCGCGUACGAGAAAAGGACUUCCCGGUUGAGAUCAUAGAAACAAAAUCAACUGUUCUUGACAUCAGUUGGGAGCCGACCAGCGACAGAUUCGUCAUGAUAUCCAGCACCGACCCUAACCUUGGAACGGCACCCGGAAGCGGCAUCACAAUCAGGACUGACGUCGGCUUUUAUGGUCCUGACAAGUCAAAGGGCGACUUUAAAUUAUUCAAAAAUUUAACGGGAAAGAAUACGAACAUUGUUCGGUGGAGUCCAAGAGGCAGACAUGUUGUACUAACCACAAUGGGUAAUUCGAACCACUUUGCGUUGGAGUUUUGGGAUUUGGACUUCACUAUCGACGACAAAAAGUUGCCCGCGGAUCGAGAUCCCGGAGCCAGUAUACGGCUUCUCAGUCCGCCAGGCGCAGAGCACUAUGGCAUCACCGACCUCGAAUGGGAUCCAAGCGGACGUUACGUCGCGUCUAGUGCCAGUGUUUGGAGGCACAGUAUUGAAAAUGGCUUCGCCAUCUGGGACUGGCGUGGUGUUGAGUUGGAAAAACAUAUCAUCGAUAAGUUCAAGCAAUUCCUUUGGCGCCCUCGUCCACGCUCCCUCCUAUCAAAGGGACGGCAGGAGGAGAUCCUCAGAAACCUUGCAUCGUAUAGCCGUGUGUUCGACGAGGAGGAUGCUGCGGAGGAAACUAGUGCUAGUAAGGAGCUUGUUUCCCAACGAAAAAGAUUGGUGGACGAAUGGAAUGCUUGGCGUGCCCGUGUUGAAGCUCAACGCGAAGCAGAAGGUAUUGUCGUUCCUGUCGCUCCUUCUGCCGGGACAAGUGAGGACAAAGAAGAAGUACAAGAAUGGGUCGAGGAGCUCAUCGAGACCAUUGAAGAAGUGCUGGACUAGUGUCCUUAUAUUAAUGCAUGACCUCCAGUUGUUUUGCUCACUGCUUCAUCUCCACCUUGUCCCUAUUGCCUAUCUAUGGAGUUUGCUUGACAAAUGUUGCCAAUUUUGUCCUUGUCCCGUUGGCAGCAUAAGUGACAAAUUGGGGACUGAGAAACAGUUUACAUAGUUGAAUAGCUCCUUUGAAUAGCUUCCAUUUUGAGACUGAAUUGACC